AGGCAUUGGAGAUUUUCCGAAUCAGGUUUAGAGAAAGCUAGAAGAGAUUUAAAUGAAGGAGCAGUAGGACGAGUGAGAGCAAAACUAGAAGAAGAAAGAAUAGAUGAAGAUAUCAAGAUCUCAACUUCAGCCAUCGAAUAUUUAACAGUGGCAGAUGAAUUAUCAUUAGUUACAUUUUAUCUUACUAAGAUUUCACAACUUUGUAGAGCUUCGUUCUUCAGAUUACCAGAAAGUGUUGAAGCAUCUGCCAUGAGUUAUCUUAAACGGUUUUACCUUCGGAAUACAUGUAUGGAUUAUCAUCCUAAAAACAUCAUGUUAACUUGUCUUUUUCUAGCUACUAAAACUGAAAACACAUCGAUAUCCAUUGAUUCAUUCGCAUCAAGAAUCCCUAAGACGACCAACGAUGAUGUACUUUCGAUGGAAUUCUUAGUAGCUCAAUCAUUACGAUUCGAAUUUAAAGUUCAUCAUGCACAUUUAGCAGCUAGAGGGAUUUAUUUAGAUUUACAACAAACUUUGAUGAAUAGUGGGAUGGGAGAACAAGAUGAUAUAGAAGUGUUGAAUGAACGUUGGAUAGAAGUGAAAGAGUUAUUAAGGUUUAGUCGAUUGACUGAUGCGGAAUUUCUUUGGACUCCAAGUCAGAUUGCUACAGCUGUUUGGUGGAUAAUCGAACCUGAAAGGAUAACUGAAUGGAUCAAAUCUAAAGCACAAAGACUUUUGAUGAGUUAUUUACCGAGUUUGGUUGAAUUGAUUAAGAAAUCAAAGUCUACUUCGAUCGAUAAAGAAAGAGUUACAGCUAUUGAUAGAAGAUUGAAGUUUUGUAGAAACCCGGAAAAGGAUCCUAAUAGUAAUUUAUACAAAAUUAAAUUAAAACAAUCUGAACAGGAAGAAAUGGUAAAACAACAAGAAAAAAGUUUGAGAGAAAAAGUAGAUGAUCCAUUUACUUAG
This is a messenger RNA of Melampsora larici-populina 98AG31, 945 nucleotides long. RefSeq lists its product as uncharacterized. The transcript is spliced from 4 exons. The annotation marks the transcript as partial. Gene Ontology annotation, molecular function: cyclin-dependent protein serine/threonine kinase regulator activity. Gene Ontology annotation, biological process: regulation of transcription by RNA polymerase II; regulation of cyclin-dependent protein serine/threonine kinase activity. Gene Ontology annotation, cellular component: transcription factor TFIIK complex; nucleus. NCBI's taxonomy places the organism in Eukaryota, Fungi, Basidiomycota, Pucciniomycetes, Pucciniales, Melampsoraceae. The record is from RefSeq and is a predicted model, not a curated record.